Messenger RNA from Phyllostomus discolor (pale spear-nosed bat), 854 nucleotides. RefSeq names its product VENT homeobox (gene VENTX). The record is from RefSeq and is a predicted model, not a curated record. Bases 42 to 668 code for a protein of 208 amino acids. The transcript is spliced from 2 exons. Lineage: Eukaryota; Metazoa; Chordata; Mammalia; Chiroptera; Phyllostomidae. Gene Ontology annotation, cellular component: nucleus. Gene Ontology annotation, biological process: regulation of transcription by RNA polymerase II; embryonic morphogenesis. Gene Ontology annotation, molecular function: DNA-binding transcription factor activity, RNA polymerase II-specific; RNA polymerase II transcription regulatory region sequence-specific DNA binding.
GCCUCCACGUCCCCCGCAGCCUCGAGCCCACCGGCUCCCGCAUGGCCCCGGCGUCGCUCGUCAUGAACCCCUCUGGGCUCAGGACCUGUGGCGGGGACCGCGCGGGGCCCGGCGCGUUGCCUUUCAGUGUCGAUUCCCUCCUGGAGGCGCAGCGACGGCUGGGUCCGGAGCGCGCGGAGCCCGGGGAGGAGAGGCCACGGGGCGCCGCGGAGCCCCAGGCCUGGUUCCCGCCGGCCGCCCGCUCGUCCUCCCCACGCGCCCCCAGCCCGCUGCCCUGCACCCUCCGGAAACACAAGAAGAACCGCAAGCCGCGGACGCCCUUCACCACCGCGCAGCUGCUCGCGCUGGAGCGCAAGUUCCGCCAGAAGCAGUACCUGUCCAUCGCGGAGCGCGCCGAGUUCUCCAACAGCCUGAGCCUCACCGAGACGCAGGUGAAGAUCUGGUUCCAGAAUCGCCGGGCCAAGGCCAAGCGGCUGCAGGAGGCCGAGCUGGAGAAGCUGAAGCUGGCGGCCAAGCCGCUGCUGCCCGCGUUCGCCCUGCCCUUCCCCCUGGGCGUCCACUUGCAAGGUUCCCCGAGCGCUCACGGCGGUGCCGCAGGGAACCUGCCGCACGCGCAGGGACUCCUCGCCGCGCCAGUCGCCGCCUACGGCGUGUAUUACCUCUCCUAGGGGGCUGGACAGCGGCUUUGCCUCGCGGUAGCCUGCGGGUCCGCCGCCGAGGGCACGCGCAGGGCGCGGAGACGGACCCUGCGGGGGAGCUGCGCCCCUGAUGCCCAGGUGGGUCGUCGCGCUGAAACUGAUGCGGCGGUAAACAUCCGGCGUUCCGUGCGGCGUUUUUUUUUUUUUUUUUUUGUC